AUGUUAUCAUCGAAAAUUACUAGAAAUAGAGUACUAAGAACAGUUCCAAGUUUCCGCUUGACACAGACUUAUUUGCCAGUUACAGCCAAAUGUUUAUCACAACCGCAAUGUAAACAAUCACCUCCACAGCAAUCGCAGGCGACGGCAACUUCAUUUAUGUUGCUCCGUCACAACGUAGGUCAUUUGCACCAAAUCAGAGGGUUCCAUUCAUCAACCCCGAGGUCAUUGCAGAUGCAGCAAAACCCGGAUGACCAGGAUAAUAGACCUGCAUUGGAAAAGUAUGGUACUGAUUUAACGCAACUAGCAAAAGACGGUAAAUUGGAUCCAGUAUUAGGACGUGAUGAAGAAAUUCGCCGUACAAUACAGAUAUUAUCGAGGAGAACUAAGAACAAUCCAAUAUUAGUCGGGAAAGCAGGUGUCGGUAAAACAGCAAUCAUGGAGGGUUUGGCUCAACGUAUCAUCAAAGGAGAGGUUCCCGAGUCAAUGAAAGACAAGCAUAUCAUUACAUUAGAUUUGGCGGGAAUCAUUAGUGGCGCCAAGUUUAGAGGGGAUUUUGAGAGCAAGUUGAAAUCAAUUUUGAAAGAAGUGGAAGACAAGCAUGGUCAGGUUAUUUUAUUUAUUGAUGAAUUCCAUUUGUUGAUGGGUUUAGGUAAAGCUGAAGGGUCGAUUGAUGCUAGCAACAUGAUCAAACCGGCAUUAGCCAGGGGCCAAUUGUCAAUGUGUGGUGCCACUACUCUUGACGAGUACAGGAAAUACGUUGAAAAAGAUGCCGCUUUGGCUAGAAGGUUUUCUCCAGUUCAAGUCAGUGAACCUACUGUUGAAGAUACGAUAUCCAUUCUUAGAGGAUUGAAGGAAAAAUACGAAGUUCAUCACGGUGUCAGAAUCUUAGAUUCAGCAUUGGUUACAGCAGCAACGUAUUCCAACAGAUAUAUUACAGACAGAUUUUUACCAGAUAAAGCAAUAGACUUAGUAGAUGAAGCUAGUUCUACUUUGAGGUUACAACACGAAUCGAGACCUGAUGCAAUAGCUAAGUUGGAUCGACAAAUUAUGACUAUUGAAAUAGAAUUAGAGUCCUUGAGGAAAGAGGAGGAUCAGCUUUCUAAAGAUAGAAGAAUUAAGUUGGAGGAAGAUUUGGAGGUCAAAAAGAAGGAUCUCGAUGAAUUAACCAAACAAUGGGAGUCUGAGAAGAAAGUCAUUGACGACGUAAAGGAGGCUAAAUCGAAAUUGGAAGAGGCUAGGCACGAGUUAGACCUGAGCCAGAGAGAUGGAGAUUAUGCUACUGCCUCGAGGAUACAAUACGCUGUAAUUCCUGAGUUACAAUCUAAAUUGCUCAAGUUGACUCAGUCAGAACAAGCUUCCAGAUCCAGUACCCUUCUACAUGACUCGGUAACAUCAGAUGAUAUUGCUGGGGUUAUAUCCAAAAUGACUGGAAUUCCUGUUAGUAGCUUAUUGAAAGGUGAUAAGGACAAGCUUUUGGAUAUGGAAGUCAUUUUGAAACAAGAAGUUGUUGGUCAAGACGAAGCUAUUCAUGCUGUUUCGGAUGCAGUGAGAUUGCAAAGGGCUGGUUUAACAAACGAGAACAGACCAAUUGCUUCAUUUAUGUUCCUUGGUCCAACAGGUUGUGGUAAGACCGCUUUAACCAAAGCCUUGGCAGGGUUUCUUUUCAAUGAUGAAAAUGCCAUCGUGAGAUUUGAUAUGUCGGAAUUCCAAGAAAAGCAUUCAAUCUCGAGAUUACUUUCUGCGCCACCAGGUUAUGUUGGUUAUGAAGAAGGAGGUGAGUUGACAGAAGCCGUUAGAAGAAAACCAUACAGUAUAGUAUUGUUUGAUGAAUUUGAAAAAGCACAUCCAGAUAUCGCCAAAGUGUUGUUGCAGGUUUUGGAUGAAGGUUCAUUGACAGAUUCACAUGGUACGAAAGUAAGUUUCAAAAACACAAUUAUCAUAAUGACUUCGAAUAUUGGUCAAGAUAUUUUGUUAAAUGACAAGAACACGCAUGAAGAUGGACAUAUCAAUAAAGAGGUUAAGCAACAAGUGUUGGAUAACUUGAAACACCAUUAUCCACCUGAAUUUUUGAACCGUUUGGACGACACAUUAGUGUUUAAUAGAUUAUCUAAGAAGUCAUUGAAGGAUAUUUUGGAUAUCAGAUUGCGCGAGAUUGACGACCGUUUGUUGGAUAAACGUAUCGUAUUGGAAUUGACCCAACCGGCCAAAGACGCAUUGAUUGAACAAGGAUACAGUCCGAUUUAUGGUGCAAGACCAUUGAAUAGAGUCAUCCAAAAGAAAUUAUUGAACCCACUUGCUAUGCUUAUGUUGAAAGGACAAAUUCAAGAAGGUGAGGUUGCCAAGGUUGAAGUGAAGAAUAAGGAUAUCUAUGUUGUGCCAAACCAUAGCGAGGAAUCUGUAAUAAAGGAAGAGGAGGACUAUUAUAAGAGGAAGGAAAAGAAUGAAUAG
Lodderomyces orthopsilosis Co 90-125 is the source of this 2448-nucleotide messenger RNA. RefSeq names its product chaperone ATPase (gene HSP78). The coding region runs from base 1 to 2448 and encodes 815 amino acids. Gene Ontology annotation, biological process: cellular response to heat. The transcript has a single exon. The record is from RefSeq and is a predicted model, not a curated record. Lineage: Eukaryota; Fungi; Ascomycota; Pichiomycetes; Serinales; Debaryomycetaceae. Gene Ontology annotation, cellular component: mitochondrial matrix; cytoplasm. Gene Ontology annotation, molecular function: ATP hydrolysis activity; ATP binding.